Sapajus apella (tufted capuchin) is the source of this 2389-nucleotide messenger RNA. RefSeq names its product aryl hydrocarbon receptor nuclear translocator like 2 (gene BMAL2). Gene Ontology annotation, biological process: regulation of transcription by RNA polymerase II. Bases 116 to 2026 code for a protein of 636 amino acids. The transcript has 17 exons. Gene Ontology annotation, cellular component: nucleus; transcription regulator complex; cytoplasm. The record is from RefSeq and is a predicted model, not a curated record. Gene Ontology annotation, molecular function: DNA-binding transcription factor activity, RNA polymerase II-specific; protein dimerization activity; RNA polymerase II cis-regulatory region sequence-specific DNA binding. NCBI's taxonomy places the organism in Eukaryota, Metazoa, Chordata, Mammalia, Primates, Cebidae.
CGCCAGUCCCCGCUUCCCCGCUCCGGAGCCGCCGCCUGGGCCGGGGCAGGGCGGGCCCGGGGCUCCUCCAUGCUGCCAGCCACGGGGCUGCGGAGCCGGCCGGGUGGCUCCUGCGAUGGCGGCGGAAGAGGAGGCUGCGGCGGGAGGUAAAGUGUUGAGAGAGGAGAACCAGUGCAUUGCUCCUGUGGUUUCUAGCUGCAUGAGUCCAGGAACAAGACCAACAGUUAUGGGAUCCUUCAGCUCACACGUGACAGAGUUUCCACGAAAACGCAAAGGAAGUGAUUCAGACCCAUCCCAGUCAGGAAUCAUGACAGAAAAAGUGGUGGAAAAGCUUUCUCAGAAUCCCCUUACCUAUCUUCUUUCAACAAGGAUAGAAAUAACAGCCUCCAGUGGCAGCAGAAUGGAAGAUGGUGAACACCAAGUUAAAAUGAAGGCUUUCAGAGAAGCUCAUAGCCAAACUGAAAAGCGGAGGAGAGAUAAAAUGAAUAACCUGAUUGAAGAACUGUCUGCAAUGAUCCCUCAGUGCAACCCCAUGGCGCGUAAACUGGACAAACUUACAGUUUUAAGAAUGGCUGUUCAACACUUGAGAUCUUUGAAAGGCAUGACAAAUUCUUGUGUGGGAAAUAAUUAUAGACCGUCAUUUAUUCAAGAUAAUGAGCUCAGACAUUUAAUCCUUAAGGCUGCAGAAGGCUUCCUAUUUGUGGUUGGAUGUGAAAGAGGAAAAAUUCUCUUCGUUUCUAAGUCAGUCUCCAAAAUACUUAAUUACGAUCAGGCUAGUUUGACUGGACAAAGCUUAUUUGACUUCUUACAUCCAAAAGAUGUUGCCAAAGUAAAGGAACAACUUUCCUCUUUUGAUAUUUCACCAGGAGAAAAGCUAAUAGAUGCCAAAACUGGUUUGCAACUUCACAGUAAUUUCCACACUGGAAGGACACGUGUGUAUUCUGGCUCAAGACGGUCUUUUUUCUGUCGGAUAAAGAGUUGUAAAAUCUCUGUCAAAGAAGAGCAUGAAUGCUUACACAGCUCAAAGAAAAAAGAGCAUAGGAAAUUCUAUACUGUCCACUGCACUGGUUACUUGAGAAGCUGGCCUCCAAAUAUUGUUGGAAUGGAAGAAGAAAGGAACAGUAAGAAAGACAACAGUAAUUUUACCUGCCUUGUAGCCAUUGGAAGAUUACAGCCAUAUAUUGUUCCACAGAAUAGUGGAGAGAUUAAAGUGAAACCAACUGAAUUUAUAACCCGGUUUGCAAUGAAUGGAAAAUUUGUCUAUGUAGAUCAAAGGGCAACAGCAAUUUUAGGAUAUCUGCCUCAGGAACUUUUGGGAACUUCUUGUUAUGAAUAUUUUCAUCAAGAUGACCAUAAUAAUUUGACUGACAAGCACAAAGCAGUUCUACAGAGUAAGGAGAAAAUACUUACAGAUUCCUACAAAUUCAGAGCAAAAGAUGGCUCUUUUGUAACUUUAAAAAGCCAAUGGUUUAGUUUCACAAAUCCUUGGACAAAAGAACUGGAAUAUAUCGUAUCUGUCAACACUUUAGUUUUGGGGCAUAGCGAGCCUGGAGAAGCAUCAUUUUUUCCUUGUAGCUCUCAAUCAUCAGAAGAAUCCUCUAAACAAUCUUGUAUGAGUGUACCUGGAAUGUCUACUGGAACAGUACUUGGUGCUGGUAGUAUUGGAACAGAUAUUGCAAAUGAAAGUCUGGAUUUACAGAGGUUACGGUCUUCUUCAUCCCUUGAUGAUUCAAGUCCAACAGAUUUAAUGAAAGCUACUCAUACCAUAAACUGCAGGAAUAUGUCAAAUAAGGAGUUGUUUCCACCAAGUCCUUCUGAAAUGGGAGAGCUAGAGGCUACCAGGCAAAACCAGAGUACUGUUGCUAUCCACAGCCAUGAGCCACUUCUCAGUGAUGGUGCACAGUUGGAUUUUGAUGCCCUAUGUGACAAUGAUGACACAGCCAUGGCUGCAUUUAUGAAUUACUUAGAAGCAGAAGGGGGCCUGGGAGACCCUGGGGACUUCAGUGACAUCCAGUGGACCCUCUAGCAUUUGAUUUUUGAUUCCAAAAAUGAGAAACAUUUUAAAGCAUUUCAUUUAUGACAAACUGUCUGAACUAUUCCUCAGUACUGUAUUGAUAUUAUUUGUAUCUUUUAUUAACAAUCUACCAAUUUUUAUAGAUUUGCAUCUUAUUGUCACAGGGAUGUGGGGAAAAAUGUUUUCCUCCCAAGAGAACCAGAGUUUAUUAUAGACUCCUUUAUUCAGUGAAAUGGCUUAUAAUCCACUAGUUGCCAUAUUUUUGCUAAAACAUUUCUAACCAAGAAUACUACUUACAUACUGUUUUGGCUUUGUUUUAUUUUUGAUGCAGUUUUUUUGAGUCAAGGUAAUGUAAUAUAUUGAUUUUUUCCUUUG